ACAGCGCCAACUGCAUUCAUUUCGAGGAUGCAAGGGAAGUGUGUUCCUGCUCUCGUGUUUUUCUUAAAAUUUGUGUUUAUUUCGUAAAAAACUGUGAAUAAAACACUUACACGAGAUAAAACUUUUAGCUAGUGUUAUAAAUUUGCUUUCACGUGAAUGUGUGAAGUUCACGUUUUGUAUUUUAUUAUAAAUUUUCAACAGAAAGACAUUUAGUUAGACAAUAUGGCGGAUAGCAAUCAGGGUUUCUCAGACACCCAAAAAUUUUGCUUUGAUUACUACGAGAAGAAUGUAUGUAAGAGACCAGGCUGUUCCCUCAGUCAUAAAAGGAAGAACCACAUCGACGUAGUCCAAGUCAAGCCGCGAGAGGGUUUUGUCAUUGGAAGAGUCAAGUCCACCCCGCUUUGCCGCUACUUCUUGCGCGGAUAUUGCACACAUGCUGGGAACUGUCGUUUCCGUCAUGAAAUAAUACCAGUAAACAUGCUUAAUGUACCAAAUACUAAUAGUAACCAACUCUCAAGCACAAAUACGCCAUCUACCUCUGCAACUCAGUUGCAAAACGCUAAUAAGAACGAAGACAAGAAGGCUAUACAGGCAGAGUCUUCAAUCUAUGCUUUAGCCACUUCAAAUAUCAAAAAUGGCAAAUUGGAGGAGGCCAUGAUAAACAACGCCGAAGGAGCCGCUUGUUCGCCAUUGAAAGACUCACUUUGGGUAAACGCUCCAGAAUUUGUGCCAAAAAGUAUCGCCACGAAGCCUUUGAGCUACGCAGCUGCCGUCAACCCAAACCCGACUGGUGCUGUUGGAAACAAUAACAGCACAAAACAACUUUGCCCUUACGCGAACAAAGAUGGCUUCUGCAAGUAUCCACCAGGCGAAUGUAGCUAUCUCCAUGGAGAAAUAUGUGAUUUGUGCGGAAACGCUGCAUUGCAUCCUUAUGAUGAAGAACUGAGAAAGAAGCACCGUCAAGACUGCAUUAAACAACAUGAGAAGAACAUGGAACUGUCCUUUGCCAUCGCUCGAUCAAAGGAAAAAAGCUGCGGGAUCUGUUUUGAGGUUAUUAUGGAAAAAGCCAACGGCGAGCAGAGGUUCGGAAUUUUGCCCAAUUGCAACCACUGCUUCUGCUUAAGCUGUAUCCGGAAGUGGAGACAAGCGAGGCAAUUUGAGAAUAAGAUUAUAAGAGCUUGUCCGGAAUGCCGCGUGACGUCUGAUUUCGUAUGUCCGAGCUUGUUUUGGGUCGAUACGAAAGAAGAUAAGAAUAAGUUAAUCGAUGAUUAUAAGUCUGCUUUAUCGACAAAAGACUGCAAAUAUUUCGAUAAAGGGGUGGGUAAAUGCCCGUUUGGUAAUAAGUGCUUUUAUCGUCAUGCGUUUCCUGAUGGUCGGGUUUGCGAUGUUGGUCCGCCACCGCGUCAAAGACGCCGUGGUGCGGGUCUUGAUAAUGCUGCUAUUGAAGUCCUACAGCAAGUUAUUUUGUGGGAUUUCUUGGACGAAAGAGAAAACCCAUGGCAAUCACUAGCAGAAGAUUUGGAAGAUUUGGCUGAUUUUUUUUCCGAUUCCGAAGAGUCAGAUUGGUCUGACUAUGACUUGUUCAUAAGUUAAACAGUUUUAAAUUUGUUUAGUUCAUUUUCAUUUCGUUUCGUUUUCGUUUUUCAUUUUGUAUUUAUGGGUUUAAGUUGUUAGAAGUCAAUAAGAAGGAAUUUUUAUUCUUGUUAAUGAUUUCUUGUAAAUAAUUGUUAUGAGUAUUGUCUUAUUUCAGAUGGAAUAUGAAUGAAAGCAAUAGCUUGGAGUUACUGCUUAUUAGAUUAGAUGAAUGAUUAUUGAAGCCUCUCUGUUUUUUAGCUAUUCAUUAAUGCAUUGAUACAACAUUUCUUCGUUGCUUUAGCCAUGUGUUAUUAACAACUUUAUGUUAUCCAUUGCUUUUGUAUAACACAUAGCUUUGCAACUGUAGUGUAUUGGCCAUGUUUGAUAUGUAAAACAAGUUCGUGUUAGUACCAGAGGAACUUUGUACAUUUUUUUUUGUCUUAGGCCAGUACCGUGUUGUUUUUAAUUGUAUUUUUUUCUAAGAAAAACUUUUGCCUUAAAAUACUGACAUGGGAAACGUCAAAAUAUGAUUUGAUUUUGUUUCUCAUAUAUUCCAUUGCUUUGGCCAUUUAGUUUUUAGGUUUUGUUUUAAAAAGCGUUUCUCAAUUUGUUUCCAGUUUAAAUAAAUAUAUCAAGUUUAAUUGUGGGAGUACCCCUUAUCGACAAAAAAAACUUCUAUAUUUAUUCUGUUUUUUUUUUUUUUGGUCGAUAUGGGGUAUUGCAAUAGACCGAGAUAUAUGCAGUAUUCACAAUUUAGCACACGUUUCCUUAAAUACCGCUUUGAAUUUUACAUAUUCACUGUUGUUGUUUGGCUAUGUAGACUUUUCAUUUGUAUCCCGAUGUAAAGAUAAUGUUCUUGUCAAUAAAAAAAAUGUGUUUUCUUUAAA
Molecule: messenger RNA, 2462 nt
Organism: Tribolium madens (black flour beetle)
Lineage: Eukaryota; Metazoa; Arthropoda; Insecta; Coleoptera; Tenebrionidae
Product: probable E3 ubiquitin-protein ligase makorin-1
Exons: 6
Coding region: 223-1593 (456 amino acids)
Biological process (GO): protein polyubiquitination
Molecular function (GO): metal ion binding; ubiquitin protein ligase activity
Source: RefSeq, a predicted model, not a curated record